Molecule: messenger RNA, 981 nt
Organism: Cavia porcellus (domestic guinea pig)
Lineage: Eukaryota; Metazoa; Chordata; Mammalia; Rodentia; Caviidae
Product: olfactory receptor 52D1-like
Exons: 1
Coding region: 1-981 (326 amino acids)
Biological process (GO): G protein-coupled receptor signaling pathway
Cellular component (GO): plasma membrane
Molecular function (GO): G protein-coupled receptor activity; olfactory receptor activity
Source: RefSeq, a predicted model, not a curated record
AUGUCAGUCUACAAUAAAACCGACGUCCAUUCAAUAACCUUCAUUCUCACUGGCAUUCCGGGUUUGGAGGCUGCGCACAUCUGGAUCUCCAUUCCAUUUGGUGUAGUCUAUCUUUUAGACUUAUUGGGGAACUCUUCCCUUCUCUUUAUCAUCACGACAGACCCCAGCCUCCACAAGCCAAUGUAUCUGUUCCUCUGCAUGCUGGCAGUGGCUGACCUUGUUGUGUGCACUACAGCUGUCCCCAAGCUUCUCAGCCUCUUCUGGUUUCAGGAUGGAGAGAUUUGCUUGGAAGCCUGCCUCACCCAAGUGUUCCUGAUUCACUCUUGCUCCACCAUGGAGUCUGGCUUCCUCCUGGCUAUGGCUUUUGACCGUUAUGUAGCCAUAUGCAAUCCAUUAAGACACUCAGCUAUUCUCACAUACCCUGUAAUUGGUGGAUUGGGACUAGCUAUCGUACUCCGAGGCACAGCACUUCUCAGUCCUCAUCCUUUCCUGUUGCGCUGGCUUUCCUACUGCAGAACCAACAUAAUUUCCCACACCUACUGCGAGUUCAUGGCCCUGAUCAAGCUUGCCUGUGCUGAUACAAAAUUCCACAGAGCCUACAGCCUCAUUGUUGCCUUCAUCACUGGCGGGGUGGACUUCAUACUGAUCCUUUGUUCCUAUGUCCUCAUUCUCCACACUGUCUUCCACCUCCCUUCCAAGGAUGCCAGGCUCAAGACCUUGGGCACCUGUGUCUCCCAUUUCUGUGUCAUUUUAGUGUUCUACACUCCGGCCUUCUUCUCUUUUCUCACACACAGAUUUGGGCAUCGAGUAGCUCCCUGUGUCCAUAUAUUUGUGGCCAAUAUCUAUCUUCUUGUUCCACCCAUGGUGAAUCCCAUUAUUUAUGGAAUAAGGACAAAGAGAAUAAGAGACAGAUUUAUGCGAUUUUUGUCUUUUUCAGGCCCCAUAAGGAAAGUAAAUCGAAACCUUAAAGACAUGGGGUAG